Colletotrichum siamense is the source of this 393-nucleotide messenger RNA. RefSeq lists its product as uncharacterized. The transcript is spliced from 2 exons. The coding region runs from base 1 to 393 and encodes 130 amino acids. NCBI's taxonomy places the organism in Eukaryota, Fungi, Ascomycota, Sordariomycetes, Glomerellales, Glomerellaceae. The record is from RefSeq and is a predicted model, not a curated record.
AUGACUGAGCGGCCCAGCGAAUUCCGCCAGCGCGGCGAGACUACCGACAAAUGGCUGGACAGAUUGCGACGUGUCGACCCUGAUGCUGGGGACGAUGUUGACGGCUUCUCCAAGAUGAUGGCGGAGAUUGAGAGAGACUGCCUCGCCCAGUACCGCGAUGUCCUCAUGUUCUGGGUUUCGAGGAGCUACCGUCUGCGCGACAAGGAUGGGCCUCGGUCCCACGAAGUCUCCAAUGAAGUGACAGAAGUCGUGCAACAUCUGGAAGCCAAGCAUGGAAUCACCCGCCGCUCUCAAAGCAUCGCCGAGAAAUCAUAUGUCGACAUCGUGGAGCUCCGUCAAAUGGUCGAUGAAGGAAUGAAGGCGGUGGAUGGGAAGAACAUCAUUGGACGUUAA